Messenger RNA from Scomber japonicus (chub mackerel), 858 nucleotides. It is a transcript of the gene ormdl3, whose product is annotated as ORMDL sphingolipid biosynthesis regulator 3. Bases 388 to 849 code for a protein of 153 amino acids. Lineage: Eukaryota; Metazoa; Chordata; Actinopteri; Scombriformes; Scombridae. Gene Ontology annotation, biological process: intracellular sphingolipid homeostasis; ceramide metabolic process; negative regulation of ceramide biosynthetic process. The record is from RefSeq and is a predicted model, not a curated record. Gene Ontology annotation, cellular component: endoplasmic reticulum membrane. The transcript is spliced from 4 exons.
GUUGUCAGCAGCUGUUGGAUAGAAGACGGAGGAAAAGUGCUUCUUGUGUCCGGAGGGUGACUGUCUGCAGGCGGACACUUUCACACAGCACGUUUCGCUUCAAAAAAGAUGGUUACCUUGUGACUGGAUAUCUAGACACUGGAGCCUCCGCAGGUCUCCCGGUGAUAGUAUCACUUACAAAGCUUCUGAAGGCAUCGAUAAGACCAAAAAAAAAAAAAAAAAGAAGGAAAGAAAGAAAGAAAGAAACUGUGAUAAAGGACUAGUGCCAAGACAGGUCGGAGUUGAAGCCAUUCCCCCCCUCCCUCUCUCUGCAAUGCAGCCCCAACCGAACAUUCAGGUCUUUUUUAUAUUAUAUUAUAAAAGUAGGUAGCGGCGGGCGCCAUCAUCAUGAACGUGGGGACGGCACACAGCGAGGUGAACCCCAACACCCGAGUGAUGAACAGCAGAGGAAUGUGGCUGUCUUACAUCCUGGGCAUCGGCCUGCUGCACGUCAUCCUGCUCAGCAUCCCCUUCGCCAGCGUCCCCGUGGUCUGGACCCUCACCAACCUCAUCCACAAUCUGUGCAUGUACCUCCUCCUCCACACGGUCAAAGGGACGCCCUUCGAGACCCCCGAUCAGGGCAAAGCUCGCCUGCUCACACACUGGGAGCAGAUGGACUACGGAGUUCAGUUUACGGCUUCACGCAAGUUUCUAACCAUCACGCCCAUCGUCCUGUAUUUCCUCACCAGCUUUUACACCAAAUACGAUCAGGCCCAUUUUGUGGUCAACACUGUUUCCUUGCUCACUGUACUCAUCCCCAAGCUGCCUCAGCUGCACGGCGUCAGGAUCUUUGGGAUUAAUAAGUACUGACAAGGUGGA